UUGACAGUCCUUUACAUUUGACGUGACAACUGGCGUGGCGUUCGUUUUCUCAAUUUCUUUGCGAAUUUUAACAAUUUUUUAGCAAAAAACAAGGAAAAAUAUUUUAAAUAUGGCUAAAAAGAAAAAUGAAGAGUCGACAAAUGAUCAGGACUUCGAGGAGGAGCCGAAUUUUGAUGAUCCCGAGGGUUUUGUUGAUGAUAUCAGCGAUGAGGAAUUGUUGGCCGACAAGUUGGAACAACGUCCCUCUGAAGCUGAUGGUGUUGAAAAUGUUGUUGUGGUAGAUAACAUACCCAAAGUUGAACCCUCACGUUUGGAAAAAUUGAAAAUGGUUAUCAGUAAGCUGUUCUCCAAUUUCGGUGAAAUUGUCAACUCUGUGUAUCCUGUUGAUGAGGAGGGUAAAACCAAGGGUUUUGCUUUUAUGGAAUUCAAGAAUUCCCAACAAGCUGAAGAGGCUGUCAAGAAUUUGAACAAUCAUCGUUUGGAUAAGAAUCACACUUUUGCUGUGAAUUUAUUUACUGAUUUCCAAAAGUACGAUAAUAUUCCCGAAAAAUGGGAACCUCCCACUCCACAACCCUUUAAAAUGCAAAAUGAUUUGUACAGUUUCCUUAUGGAUCCUGAUGCUUACGAUCAAUAUUGUGUGGCCGCUGAGAGCUCACCCAACAGUGUGCAAGUGGCUUUCUGGCAAAAUACCCUACCCGAACCUAAUGAAUUGGAAUCCCGCGAAAACUUUACCGACACCUUUGUUAAAUGGUCUCCUUUGGGUACCUAUGUGGUGACAUUCCACAAACCUGGUGUAGCCAUCUGGGGUGGUAGCAAGUUUACCCGUAUUCAACGUUUCCCUCACCCUGGCACACAAUUUGUUGAGUUCUCUCCCUGCGAAAAUUAUUUGGUUACCUAUGGUCCUACACCCACCGGCCAAAAGGUGGUUAUUUGGGAUAUUCGUUCUGGUGCUGAAAAACGUUCCUUCGUAGCCGAUGGUGUCUCCAUGUUCUCUAUGUUCCGUUGGUCUCACGAUGACAAAUAUGUUGCUCGUUUGGGUGAUAAUUCCAUUCACAUCUAUGAAACUCCCUCUUUCUACCUGCUCGACUUGAAAUCCAUUAAGGUACCCGGAAUUCGCGCCUUCUCCUGGUCACCCACUGACAAUGUUAUUGCCUACUGGGUAGAAGAACAAAAUCAAAUUCCUGCUCGUGUCACCUUGCUUGAAAUUCCCAAGAAACGUGAAAUUCGUAACAAGAAUCUUUUCCACGUUGCCGAUUGUAAAUUGCACUGGCAAAAAUCUGGUGAUUACUUGUGUGUGAAAGUAGAUCGUUACUCGAAAUUGAAGAAGGACAAAAAGGAUUCUGAUGUUAAAUUCUUGGGUAUGUUCUACAAUUUUGAAAUCUUCCAUAUGCGCGAAAAGGAAGUGCCAGUUGAUUCUGUGGAAAUCAGAGAAUUGAUUUUGGCCUUUGCUUGGGAACCAGUGGGCAACAAAUUCGCUAUUAUUCAUGGUGAAACUAACAACUCCAAUGUCAGUUUCUACGAAGUCAACAAUGGUGUCAAGCCUACAUUAGUAAAGAAAUUGGAAAAGAAAUCCUGCACUCAUCUCUUCUGGUCACCCAGAGGUCAAUUUAUCGUCAUGGCCAAUUUGACCACCGGUACUUUUGAAUUUGUUGAUACCAACAACAACUUCCUCAUUACCGCUUCCCCCGAUCAUUUCCGUGCCUCGGAAGUUGAAUGGGAUCCUACUGGUCGUUAUGUUGUUACCGGCGUUUCCUCGUGGAAGGUCAAAGAAGAUACUGGCUUUAACAUGUACACCUUCCAAGGUCGCAUUAUACGUCGUAAUAUCCUCAAGAAUUUCGUACAGUUCUUGUGGCGUCCACGUCCAGCCACUCUUCUCAGCGAAGAGGAGAUUAAGGAUAUUAAGAAGAACUUAAAGAAAUACUACUUCAUCUUCGAACAAAAGGAUCGCAUGCGUGUUACUCGUGCCUCCAAGGAAUUGUUGGAGAAACGUGCUCAAUUGCGUAAUCAAUUUAUGGAAUACCGUAAUAAGCGUGAAAGCGAAUGGAAAGAACAGAAAGCAAGACGUAUGCAACUCAGAAAUCAUUUCGAUACAGAUAGUUUGGAUACCGAAGAAGUUGAUGAAGAAAUUAUUGAAUUUUUGGUCAAAGAAGAAACAACCGUACUCGAGUAGUUCCACUUAUAGCAGUUAAGCAUCUUUGUCCUAAUUAUAAUAAAUAUAAUUAAUUAAACAUAUUUAAUCAGCCAAACAACCGCAAUCAUUCUGUUGAUCAUAAAAUAAAAAAAAAAACGACAAAUUAACUUGCUUUUGCUUUAUUGGUAGAAACAACCAAUACAUUGGCCUCCCAAAAAAAAAUUAUAUAUCGUCUUUUAGAAAAAAAGCAAGUGUCGUUUACUAGUAAAUAAAAUAAAUAAAAUCAA
This is a messenger RNA of Lucilia cuprina (Australian sheep blowfly), 2418 nucleotides long. It is a transcript of the gene eIF3b, whose product is annotated as eukaryotic translation initiation factor 3 subunit B. The record is from RefSeq and is a predicted model, not a curated record. Gene Ontology annotation, molecular function: RNA binding; translation initiation factor activity; translation initiation factor binding. Gene Ontology annotation, cellular component: eukaryotic translation initiation factor 3 complex. The transcript is spliced from 3 exons. Bases 110 to 2170 code for a protein of 686 amino acids. Gene Ontology annotation, biological process: translational initiation. NCBI's taxonomy places the organism in Eukaryota, Metazoa, Arthropoda, Insecta, Diptera, Calliphoridae.